ACACAUGGAUAUCAAGUCUUGUACCUUCUUCCCUUUCUUCCUUAGCCUCUUAACAUUUUGCGUACUAUUUAUGGUAACCAUUAGAGAACCCGAAACCCUCUACCGUACAAGAUACAACGUUCGUGUCGUAAAUGGCUUCACCAACAAUUCAUCCCUACCCCUAGUGAUAUGGUGCGCGUCACCCGAGAAUGAUAUGGGUGGGCGCGCCUUGCAAGAAGGAGAUGACUAUAGUUGGAGCCAAACCACAAAUUUCUUGGGUGUUGGUGGUAACACCCGUGUGUUUUGUACACUAAAAUGGGAUCAAAUGAGGAAGAAAUUUGAUGCUUUUUAUAUUUAUAGAGAUAGUUAUCGUUGUAGCCCAUUCAAGAUGUGCGUUUGGAUGGUUAAAGAAGAUGGUUUUUAUUUUAGUAAUGAUGGUUUGCUUUUUCAUAAGGAUUUUUCUUGGACAUAAAAAAAAAA
Messenger RNA from Chenopodium quinoa (quinoa), 459 nucleotides. Its product is annotated as S-protein homolog 1-like. Lineage: Eukaryota; Viridiplantae; Streptophyta; Magnoliopsida; Caryophyllales; Amaranthaceae. The transcript has a single exon. The record is from RefSeq and is a predicted model, not a curated record. Bases 5 to 451 code for a protein of 148 amino acids.